UGCUAAGCCCCGAGCGUCAGCGUCAGCGACAGCGAUAUGAUUGAAGGUAAGGCACUGACAAGGAACACCAUAUGUGCUUACGAUGCUGCGUUUGAGAACGCCGUUGUCACAUCCGUUUUCUCUGACGUUCGCGGCCUCCAGACAGCUCCGUAAGGUUCAAGCGCGCCCCUUCCGAUCUUCCAUCAAGAUGACGUCAGCAAAGACGGUGGAGCACAUUGUCCUUUUCAAGGUGAAGGAGGAAACGGAGGCGUCAAAGGUGAGUGAAAUGAUGAACGGACUCGGUUCUCUUCUGUCGCUGGACACCGUCCUCCACCUCAGCGUGGGCCCGCUCCUCCGUAACCGAUCCUCUUCUUUAACCUUCACUCACAUGCUCCAUACCCGCUACAAGUCCAAGGAGGAUCUCCAAGCCUACUCCGCGCACCCCAGCCACGUCGCCGUCGUCAAGGAAAACGUCCUCCCCGUCAUCGAAGACAUCAUGGCUGUCGAUUGGGUCGCCGAUGGCCUCAGCAACCUCGUUCCGCCGCCGGGCUCGGCGCUUCGUGUCAGCUUCUUGAAAUUGAAGGAGGAUGCGGCUAAGGACGACGUUUUGGGUGUGGUUAGAGGAAUUCCCGAGAAUUUCAAGCAGAUUAGUGAGUUUAGUGUUGGGGGGAAUUUUUCGCCGGGGAGAGCCAAGGGUUUCUCGAUUGCUUCGCUCGCUGUUUUCGCGGGACCGAGCGAGUUGGACGCCGUGGAUUCGAAUCAGGAGUUGGUGAAUUACCAGAAGGACAAGGUUAGGGAUCAGAUCGACAGUGUGGUCGUUGUUGAUUACGUGGUUCCGCCACCUCCUCCUGCUCAGAGUGCGAGCCUUUGAUGAGAGGUUAUUGCUUUGCUCUGCAAUGUAACUGUCAGUUAUGUUUAUUUGCCUGAAUAAUGAAUGUUGAUUCACUGAAUUGGUUACAUUGUUUUUGAGUUUAGACCCUAAUUUUUACCUACUUGUUCUUUAGUGACUAAUAGAUUGAACCUAAAUUCAA
Vigna unguiculata (cowpea) is the source of this 1010-nucleotide messenger RNA. Its product is annotated as stress-response A/B barrel domain-containing protein UP3-like. Lineage: Eukaryota; Viridiplantae; Streptophyta; Magnoliopsida; Fabales; Fabaceae. The record is from RefSeq and is a predicted model, not a curated record.